AUGAAGAGUGCUAUUUCCCCGUUUAAAAGAAAAAGCCACAGUAGGGAAUCAUCUCAAGAUACACAUUACCAUAGUACAAGACAGUCCCAACAUUCGUCAACGUUACAUAAGAGAACCAUCUCUGGUUCGAGUGUAUCCAAUACGCAUAAAAGAAACAUUUCAAGAUCUUCAAAUUCUUCGCAGGGUUCCAAUUUUUUGGCUGAACAGUAUGACAGAGAUAGAAGGGCCAUUAUUUUCUCCUGCUUCAACAAACUGGAUCCAAAAACAAAUAACCAUGCUAACGUACACCAACCUAACAACUAUAUGACCCAUGUCAGAAUCAUUGAGGACGCCAAAUAUCCAAGUUCGAGACCCGGUCCUGAUUCUAAAUUGGAAUACAAGAAGAAAAGAAUCUUGAUUCUAAGCUCUUUGGCAGAGCCACCUUACACUGUCUUCUUACAUAAGGCUCGUGAAAACCAGGAUGGUUCUUUCCAAAUUGGCAGAACUUGGAAUUUCCAUGAUUUAACAAGGAUCGAAAGAGAUACCGAGAUACCUGAGGGUUUUCUUUUAACAAUAAGUAAAAGAUAUUAUUGGCAGACUAAUUCAUCAAAAGAAAGAACUGUUUUUAUUAAAAGCUUGGUCAAGAUCUUUUCACAGACUUUCGAUGGCCAUGUCCCAGAAUUGAUCAAUUGGGAUCUAAGUAUGUUCUAUUUAGACGAAAAAAGCUACCAAAGAGCUGUCAUACAUCAAAACAAAAAAACUCAACCAACUCCAACUCCAAACCAAUCUUCCUCACAUCCUGAACCUCAACUUCGACCUCAAACUCAAAACCAACCACAAAUUUUAACAAAUUCAAACCAUACUCCAAAUGUUGAAAACACAAAGACACUAAAUAAGAAUGAUACUCUACCUCCUACCGACUACAAUCUAAGUGCAAAUGUUCCAAAUGAAGAAACAAAUACGCCGAAUUAUAAAUCUUUAAAUAGAAGCCCAUAUACUAAACACUCUACUUUAAAUGAAGUCAGUCGUAGUUUUAAUAAUUCAUCUAUAAAUGCAAAUUCAUCAAACAUUCAACCUAACAACAACAGCAAUAUUAAUAAUGACAAUGAUUUAUAUGAAUUUAAUCAAUCAAACCAAGAUCAUCCAUAUCAUGCCAUGAAAAAAUCCUACUCCCAAGAAAAUCAAGGUUUUAAUGAAACUAUAGAUGUGUACCAAACUCCAAGACAGGAGGAUAAUUAUUUGCAAAAUACUAUCCCUUACAAAAAUAUUGACACUGAACCGUUACAGCUAGACAAUAAUACAGACCAUUUUGAUACAGUUAUAACCACAACUACAAACAAUAAUGAUAGGAUUAAAGACUCAACAGUUCCAAAUAGAAUUAAUGAUCAUCUAAUGGAAGAUCUAAAUGCAAUGUUAAACAUUGAUAAUCAUAAUCCAGCUGACCUUAAAAAACCCAUAUCCGAUGAAAUGUCAAGAUCAGGAUUCACUAAAGAUUCUAGUCAAGAAAUUUAUAUAACCCCAGGUAACGAUUUUUUAAAUACUACCACCACUACUACUAAUAAUAAUGAUAAUAAUACUGAUAAUGAUAAUGACGAACUCGAUUUCAAUGAAGCACCAAGAUCUGUCCUUAAUAAUGAUAAUAAAAAAACUCAAUUGUUAUUUUCAGAUGCUAAUCCAAAUGAGCCAUAUGCAACCCCAAUAUCUGACCCUAGUGACACAGAAUCAGUUAACCAAAGACGAUUUAGAAUCACUAAUGAUGACAGUAUAAUUAAUGAUGAUGAUAAAGAUUUGACAAAUGAAAAUAUUAACAAUGACCUUUCAUUUGAAACAGGUGAUGAAAUUAGAUAUAGCCAAACAUUUGAACAACCAGUUCUCUCUCCCCACCAAUAUCAUGAAGUCACCACUAUUCAGGAAGAAGAUCAUCAAUCUUUAUCUGAAGUGGCAGAUGAAUCCCUAGAAUCCGAGGCACCCACUGUUAGGAAACAAAGAUUACAAAAAGUCGAUAUUACAGAUGAAAUACUAUUAGAAGCCUUGACUGACGUGAAUUGGACUGUUAAUGAUGAUGCAGAUCAAUUACUUGCAAGAUUGAAUGCUAAGCUUGUCGAGACUGAACACAUUUUCAAUAAGGAUCUUCUAAAAUUACAACAAAUGGACCAAUUUUUGGAAUCAUAUGAAAUAAAUAUUGAACAAGAGUGUGCUAAAAUGAACCCACCUCUCUCCAUGUUUUUAAUGGAUUUAAAUAACUUAGCACAAGACAUAGACUUUGUAGAAAGGCAAGAUAAUGGAUUACAAGUCGAAAGCGCUAAUAAAAAACUUUUAUGGUCUACUUUGUCCGAUUUAUUAAAUACAGUAUCUCUAGAUGAAACCACUCUAAAAGAACUCUUAAAGUGUCCAAUUCGUGAAAGAAACCUUCCAUGGAUGGAGACUCAGUUGAGUUCAUUAUCAAAGGCUCUGAAAGCAAUCAAUGGUAGGAACAAAGAUGAUGAUAACGAAGAUGAAAACGAUUUAAGAAAUAUGGAAGCCAUGAAGAAAAGACACAUAUAUUAUGAAAAGGUCACUGAAUUAUUUUUAGCAAGGUUAGUAGACGAAAUGGGCACCUUAUUUUCUAGCAUCAACAGUGAUAGUACCAAUGAACAAUUAGUAAGUACAUUACAAAGACUGUUAGUGUAUGCACCAUUAAUAUGCUUCUGUAAAGAAAUAUCCUCUGAGUCGUAUCAUACUAUAGUAAAGACAUGGAACCAAAAUAUCCAAUUAAUAUAUAAUAAAUUAUGGUCUAGAACAUUUAAACAAGUGUCAAAUAAGUCGCAAAAUAAUUUGGUUUCGGAGAAGUCCGUUACACAACAGAGGAAUCUUGAAAUUUUAUUAUCACAAUGGCAACAUUUUAAAAAGACAAGAGAAUUUUCUGUUGAUGAUCCUGUAUAUUCCCCUUUUUUAUCAAAUUUGAUAGAAGUCUUGAAUUUUAUUCAAGAACAAUGCAUCAUUUAUCAAAAUUUUGUCAUUUCAUUUUUCCAUAUUAAAUCACAUUUGUCAUUUUCUGAAUAUGUUGCUGAAUAUAGUGACCCUAGCAUGAGAGUUGUUUCUUUAGACAAAAUCAAUCACAUGGAUUCUGAUAGACAGUCUGCUUCAACAACCAUGAACAUGGUUUCUAAGGUAUUUCAACCAAUUAUUUCUGAAUUUAGUUCACUACUAAAUGACCUAGUUAAAGUUAGUAGUGGUAUUCAGCCUUGUAUUAUGCUUCUUUUAGAGGAAAGAAUAAAAACAUUGGAAUCAUCAAAUCAGGAAUUCUUAUAUACAGCAUUUAAAAAAUUAUUUGUCCAAAGUCAAAAUUUAUGGAUAGACAAUAUAAAUUCGCAAUUGUUGACAUUUGAAAGAAUUGUUCCUGCUGAUUUCCAUAAAGAACUAUUAUCACCAGUGUUCAAUUUCCCAAUAUUAGUCAACAGUAUUAAUGAUUCUUUAUUAUGGAUAAUUUCCAAAACUUCAAAUAUGAAAUACAUUGAAUCCGAAACAUAUAGAAUACUGACUAACUCUUAUGUUGAUAUAUUAUCUACGAUAGUCAAAUUAUUAGGCGAAAAACCAAUGUCUGAAAAGCAUUCCUCUGUGCGUAAACAUUUGUUAGAUGAUUCAACAUUGGUAGAAACACUUACAUUGCUAACAAAUUAUAAUUGGCUUAUUGAAUUACUAACUAUGUUAAAUGCCAAAUUAAAUGGCACGUUUGAUGACCAAUUACAACAAUGUAAAGAAAAAUUCGACACAGAAAGAAAUAUUUAUGCAUAUCAUCUUUUACAAAACUCUAUGCCUAAGUUAAAAGGCUUUAUUGAUGGUGCUACUCGUAUAGAUGAAAAUAAUACCACUUCUUCCGUAAGCCUAUCACAAUGGGGUGCUUAUAGCAGACAAAAUUUGGAAAUUAUUCUAAAUUCUUAUACCUCAGAUGACAUCCAUAAAUUAGUCAAAACGCUUUAUAAUCAUAUGAUGGAAGAUAUUACUAUACAGCAACCUGAAGCAAUUCAUAUAUCAUUAAAAGACAAAGUGUGGUCCACUUUACAAGGCCAGACCGUAUCAUUGUGUUUGAAAUUGUACACUUUGGUUGAUAAACAUUACCGUGGUCUUCAAAUUAGAUUUAACAAGAAUAAUAUUAUUAGCUCUUUUGAACAGUAUAAGGAGUAA
Molecule: messenger RNA, 4143 nt
Organism: Arxiozyma heterogenica
Lineage: Eukaryota; Fungi; Ascomycota; Saccharomycetes; Saccharomycetales; Saccharomycetaceae
Gene: SEC3
Product: GTP-Rho binding exocyst subunit SEC3
Exons: 1
Coding region: 1-4143 (1380 amino acids)
Biological process (GO): Golgi to plasma membrane transport; exocytosis
Cellular component (GO): plasma membrane; exocyst
Molecular function (GO): phosphatidylinositol-4,5-bisphosphate binding
Source: RefSeq, a predicted model, not a curated record